Molecule: messenger RNA, 960 nt
Organism: Mytilinidion resinicola
Lineage: Eukaryota; Fungi; Ascomycota; Dothideomycetes; Mytilinidiales; Mytilinidiaceae
Exons: 3
Coding region: 212-712 (166 amino acids)
Source: RefSeq, a predicted model, not a curated record
AUACAAUUGACUGGUCACUGCACCAUCGAUGGCAAGUUAGCCAUCAAUUUCGAAUCUGGAUCUUCUGAUACCAUGACUGUCAAUGCACCACCAAGUCUUGGUACGUUCCUUCGGUGGAGGCAGCCUAAGUCGAAUUACCAUUUUCGGGCUUAACGCAAUGCUGGAGACGGCUAUCAAUAUAAAGAUGUACGAUAUGGCACGAAGACCUUAAAUGGAGCCGCAAAUCUCACCGCGCGCACGCCACAUGAUAUCAACGUCGUUGGCGAUAUCGGUACCGGGACUCCUGGUGCAUUCGACGCACCACAGCACAGAGCGCACCCAUCAGACGGUGGAAAUCGCAACUCGCUUCUACAUCUCCCAGGGAGGCACAAAUUGGCCAGAUUUCCUCCCAACACUACAUCGCCCGCUGAACAACUCCAGGAGCGAGUCAGCAGGCAUCUCGCCGAACGAGCCCAUUCACGAGUUCCGUCUCAAUGAGAGCAUCCCGUCGCUCGUCGCUUCUGGAGAGCUAGAUCUUGAGCGCGCCGGGGCGCCGUCAUCACUCAACGUACAGCCUCCCACCGUUCAGAGCACCCUGACAACUUCGCAGGCCCAACAGCCUUGCAGGCCCCGACGGUUUUGUAGUCUCCGGGUCGUGCUAACCAGGACGUCCUCGACCCAGAAGCGUCGAGCUUUCUCAAAACCCGCGAUAUCUUCCGUCAAGCACCUCUAAGUAUAAGGCGCUCUAGAAUAUAGAAUAACAAACUAUACUUGCCCGAACUAAUUUCUAGAACUAUUAAUAAUAUCCGCAACUAUCUAGCUUAGGAUAAAGGUCUUCUAAAAAGCGUUCUUUUCUAAGUAUAGUUGGGAAAUGCUUUGGGUUACUGCUUCCAACGCAACCGCAGCCGUUGCAGCCGGUGACUUAUUUAAUUCGAUAGUAAGAUUCUUAAUCCUUAGUUAGAGCUUUUUAUUUAAAACUUA